AUAGAUAAUACAUAAUACUGAUCCAAAGAGUGCUUUUAAAUAUAAGGAUUUUCUUAAAUUCGUAAUUUAAAGUUGUUUGUAUGUAUUGUUUUCUAUAAAUUUUCUUGAGGAAUGACGGUAUUGUGUUGUGGUCUUCCAUCAACCUAAAAAGCACUUAGUGGAAAAGAAAUUAGAUUUCCUCGUUGCAGACUCUGAAACAGAAAUAACUAAACAUGUUUUUGGAGGACUUUUUAACACCAAAUAUUAUCCAUACAUUCCAGAAAAUUAUUGCAUGAAACAUGCAUCUAAUUUAUUUAAAUAUGAAAAUGAAGAACUUCCUAAAAUAGGUGAUAAAUUUGAUUCACUUGACAGUUUUCGAUUAUAUAUUGAUGGCAAAGCAAAAGAAUGGAAAUAUUACCUCAAGUGUGCAGAUUCCCAUAGAAAGAAUGGAAAGGAUACAUUUGUGUACAAGUGUGUUUUUGCUAGGCCAAGAAGUGCUGUCACCAAAGCAAAAGGGUUGAGGAAAAGAACUCGCAGAGUACCCAUUCAUGACUGUCCUUGCCGGGUCUUGUUAAAACCGGUGCCUAGUGGUGCAAAAGAUCUCACAGUAGUUUAUGUCUGUAACCAUCAUGACCAUCCUUUAAUUGAUGAUUAUUUUCACAAGCUUCAACAUGGAAGAAGAUUGCAUCCAAAUGUGAAGGAAGAGAUAAUGGACCUUUUAUCAUUAGAUGUAGAUAAAGAAGUGGCCCAAAAAUAUUUUGAAUUACUCACAGGUUACACCAUGAGUUAUGGAUAUUUUGCUAAUAUGCUUAUGUACAUGAAGAAAAAUAAAAUAGAAAGGCAAUUUUCACUUGAAAAAUUAAAGGAAAUGUCAAAGAAAAUAGAUAAAAUAAAAGAGGAACUCGGAAUAACGGAUCAAAAUGAGAACAAAGGUUAUCCCAAUAACAAUUUGAAUCUAUCUUAUUUUGUGCCACAAGAUAUGAGGGAUACUCUUUCGGAAAAUGUUGACAAUAAAAGCAGAUUAGUAACACGUUUGCAACAACUGCAUCAUGAUGAGGAAACUUUACAAAAUAUAAAACACAUACAGGACUCUAUUAGAAAUGAAUAUGCUGAUAAAAAUGUUGAAACAAGCAAAAGGAAUACAUGUCAUAAAUCAAAGCGCCGGAAAAACACUCAAAGAGAAGUUAAUUCUUAUAUAGAAUCAUCUCAUCAACAGAUAGAAGAAACUUUUGUUGAAAUAAUGGGAGCUUCCAAAGGGUUUGAAGCUCCUCAAUCCAACAAAGAUAUUAGCUAUGAGUGUGAGAUAGCAGUAGGUGAAAAUAAUGCAGAAAAUGAGCCUGAAUAUACAUUUUAUGAAAGUAAUGUACUUACUACGGAUUUGAAAAGUGUUGGGACUGGCGUUAAUGUGCAAUAUUGUAUUCAAAGCGAAGAUAACAGGAACUCUAAUGAACCAGUCGAAUCAUGUAUUGUACUAGAGGAUCUUGAAAAUGUACCACUACGAAUUCAAGCAACAGAACUAGCAACAAUUAAUGUUUUGCCCGACGAUAGUACAGUUACAGGAGGUAUCGCUUCAAACAGUCAAAUAGUUAGAAACCAAGAAGCUGAACCUCCAAUUAAACAUGAAAUUAAUAAUAUAAUAGAAGAAAUUGAACAACCUUCAUUACCAGAAGAUUUAAAUUUAAGAAAUAAUGAAUACUAUGAAAUUAUUGAAACUAACAAUAAAAAAAUAUUACCGAAUCGUGAUUUUGUUCAUAGUAAUAUAUUAAAUAAACCAAAAGUGAAUAAGAUCUACAAACACCAGCACGAAAAAACAAUAAGAAUGUCUAAAUUACGAUACGAUAAAAAGACAAUUUAUGAAAAUAAUGUUAAUGCCAAAAUUUAUAAACAUCACUUUCGAAAAAAAAGAAGACCUAAAAAGAGAAAUGAACAAUUCCAUUCUGAUGAAUGGUAUUCAUCGCACUCUUCAGAAGAGAUGGUUAAAAAGGGAGAUCCUGUUGACCCUUUAUUACAGUAUGGUGUUGUUUUAAAUGAAUUGAAAGAUGAUGAAUACUAUCUUAUUGUAGUUGACAAUUUCAAAGAAAAAUGUGAAAGCAGUGCUGAUGAGGGAACCGGAAUACCGAAACUUUUAGAUCAUCAUAUUACGACUGAUGAUGAUUCUCGGGAUAGUAAAUUGGAAGAAUCUAUAGAAAAAUUAAGAUACCUAAAGCAAUCCCUAAAAUUAGAUGUCGAUGAGUUGAUUGCUGCGAAAAAGAAACUCUUGGAAGAAAUAGCUGAAGCGAAAGCUAUGAAAAAAGUGAUUGUAAGAUAGUUUUAUUGCUGUCUACAUUAAACAAUUCAUCUCACAAAAAGCUCAUCAUUUUCUUUAGAACACGCUCUUGACGCAACAUUAUGUUAUGAUAAUUGUUAUCCACAGCAGGAGCAGUGAGCUGUUGUUUAAUAAAAUUGAUAAUUUAGCAAGAAAAAUAUAAUAUUUAAUCAGAAAACAAAAACACUAGGUAUCACAGACAUCAAGCAAAGACAGAACAAUAAGUGACAAAGUCAGAAAUUUAAAUUAUAAAUACACUUAUCAAAAGAGGCUGGCAAAAGCUGUCGUCAACAUGAUCCCCACCCGUGGCGAAGCUAACGUAAUGAAAAGACGACGACUGCCUCAACAGCUCUGUGAAAAUGGAGUUAGUAUGAUGACCUUACUAUGAGAUGCGAUUUUAUACAUUGAAGCAGCUCUCCGAAGAGCAGUCUAUUUCAGUUCAAACUUGUUCAGAUGUUCGACACAAGUGAUGUGGCGCAGAAAAUGAAAAGCGAUUAUCACCUUUAUAUCACAUAAAUUCGCUUGCUGACGAUAAUCCAUUGGAGAUGAGCGGUGCGGUGACUCAUAUUCUGUAGAUGUAUCCAUGACCACAAGGCUUGACAACAGCAUGAGACCAUCCGAGACCUUGGGAAGUUUCAUAAAUCGGAGCUGUGACAGCAUGAUUAGGAAAACGUAAAUCACCAAUUUCAUCUCGAAAUUGACUAGUAUGUGGUUUUGGUAUUGGCGCCUAUAGAACAGUCGUUCCAUCAACUGUACUGGUUGCUUUUUUCAGCAUUCUCUUCUUCCUUAGUCGAUUCUUCGUUCACAUUAAAUGAUGAGAUGAAAUGGCUAAUUAACAAUUAAAAUAAGAGAAACAGGCAGUCAACCAAGGAUUUAUGUAAUUUGGAUUUCUGUGUUGAAGGGCAUAGUCGGCUGUGGAAACCGUGUGCAAACAGCAAGAAGAACGUGCCGCGCGUAUUGCUAACCGCUUACAUUUAAGUGAUCCCCGAUGAGAAAGCUUUUUGACUUUUAUUAGAUACUAAUGGUUAACUGUUUAUUUGCCGCCAAGACACCAUGCAUCACCUAACAACGUGUCAGUAGCCACAGGUUGCGUGAGUGUGCCAGUCUCGAUACCUUGAGACACUGGCAAAAAACAGUUGAAUCAAAAAAACCGAGAAUUAACAUGAAUAUACUGAAAAUAAACAAAAACAGAUAUAAUAAACAAUAACACGGUUCUUUCGUCGAACUUACAAACAUAUCAUCUAUAUCUAUACCGUGACUUCCUUUGUGGGUAAGUAGAAGGGAUUUAAGUGAAAAUAAAAUGAAUUAUCGUAUUUAAUAACUAUAUUAUAACUAACUAAUACAUAAAUCAGAAAACGGAACCUUGUAACUUGUUUAAAAUCAAAUAAAACAUUGAAAUU
Messenger RNA from Diatraea saccharalis (sugarcane borer), 3684 nucleotides. The record is from the annotation of a GenBank genome assembly. Lineage: Eukaryota; Metazoa; Arthropoda; Insecta; Lepidoptera; Crambidae.